GUCGAUUGACCACCGUCAGAGGAUCCGCACGAGAAAACGUUGUGUGGAGCAACGAAAAACACCUCGGUGUCUUACGAGUGCCUGAUUAUAUGCUUUCCAGUUGAACUGGUGUGGACACAUCAAAAGAUAUCCAAAUACACAAUGCGAUGGAUUGUCUGUCUCGCCUUUUUGAUCCUGUACAAAGGAAAAGAAAUUGAUUGCUUCAAUGCGAAUCCUACUAGUUCUAGAGGGGUAACGUUCGUAUGCUUUCGACAAAGGCAAUCGAAAGAACUCAAUGUGCGAAAGAGCAAGUCGUCGGACCUGCAAGACGAUGACAAAGGCCAACGAAGACGGAUCAUCAAAGCGUUUCUCUCCGCUCCGUUGUCUAUAAUUCUCCCUACGGGAGAAUCAUCGAUAGCAUCGGCAACCAGCGGAGAAAUCGCAAAGACAAAACCCUUUGCUCCGAUGGAAAAUCUUCUGCCCGCGGUCCGUGUCAAGCUGUCGAUCGACUCGGCAACGGAGUUGACGCAAUCUUUAAUGGCUGCCAAAAAGGACGAAGAAACACCAAAACAGAACAGAGAGCGGGAAGCAUCCAUACUGCACGAGCUCGAGAAAACGUUGCUGGGACCUCAAAACUACGUUCAAUCCACGCUCAAACUGCAGGGCGUCCCGGCAAAGCCCGGAGACCUGUACCUCGAUUCCUACAAAUCCAUGAAGGGAGACCUGCCCUUCCAGCAGUUUCUCAUCAAAAACGGAGACAUCGAUUCUUGGAAACGGCUCAAAAAAGCAGAGAAAAACAUGGAGCGGUCGAGCGAAGUAAGGGCAGCCCUGAAUGCCUACACCGACGCCCUGACCUUUUCUACGGAUUCGUACCUACUCACCGUCGAUAGGGACGCUCGGUCCAGGAUGGUCCGUGAAGAUCGCCUGCCGGACGUGAAGCAGGUCAUUACCAGCGACAUGGGAAUGCGAUAUCUGUACAGAAACCAGGUGCUGACGGCAAUGGAAGACGUAAAGGCAGAACUCGAGUACCAAUUGAUGCAGGCGGGCGGGGACCAGGGGUUUGAUGGUAGCGAGCUGCUCGAGUUGCUAGGGUCGGCGGGAACGGCAAUGGACCGGUGGCUUUCUCUCGUUCCCCCCGAGGACCUGAAACAAGCGCAGGAAUUCAUUUCUACUGAAGAGCGGUAGUGCAGAAAGAAAAAAAUGCCAAGCCCCACGAUUUGCCUGAUUUAUAUGCCAACGACGAUUCUCGAGACAGCAACGAGUCUCAUGCAUUUGUGACCUUUACCAUACAUUGAUAUAAAAACGUUGUAUUGCUUCUUCGCAAAUAAAGGAUAAGAGAAUAA
This is a messenger RNA of Pseudo-nitzschia multistriata, 1322 nucleotides long. NCBI's taxonomy places the organism in Eukaryota, Bacillariophyta, Bacillariophyceae, Bacillariales, Bacillariaceae. The record is from the annotation of a GenBank genome assembly.